This is a messenger RNA of Cooperia oncophora, 528 nucleotides long. The record is from the annotation of a GenBank genome assembly. Lineage: Eukaryota; Metazoa; Nematoda; Chromadorea; Rhabditida; Trichostrongylidae.
AUGGUAGCCAAUGAUACAAGGUACCAGGAGUCGAUGGGUUCGCAGAUCAUUUCGUUCAUUGAUAAGUCUAUGAUUAACGAUCACUACAAUUGCAAAGCAAAGUGCCCAAAUGCGACCUCAGCGAAGUGCCAAAAUGGAGGAUUCCCUCAUCCACGAAACUGCUCUGAAUGUAUUUGUCCAAGCGGCUAUGGUGGCGCACUUUGCGACAAGCGACCGUCUGGAUGCGGAGAUACAUUGAAAGCGACAGAGCGCAAGCAGAUCAUCGUCAAAAGACUUGGUUUUGGUGGUGUGAGGGACGAGUUCGAUGCUGACGAAGGAAAGAAGAUUGAAAUUACGGUCAAAUCUAUUUCACAUGGCUACGCUCAUGACGGCUGCAUUCUAGGAGGCGUGGAAAUCAAGACCACUGAGGAUCAGACUCGAACUGGAUACCGAUUCUGCUCACCAACCUAUCGCGACGCAGUGCUUGUUUCGGCCUCAAAUCGCGUGCCCAUAAUCAUGUUCAACAGAGCCGGCCAGCAACAAUUUAUA